GUGGCGCUAUGUUAAGAUAACGUGUCGUGCAGAUUGACAACAGUGUCGACAGACAACUAUGGUACCGAUGAGAGUGUCACCUUUCCUUGGCCAGGACUCGAGCCCUCCUUCGUGACCGAAUAGAUGCACCGCGAGGAGCAAGGCAUAACUGCGGUUGGCUGCCGCGUGGCCCCAUCUGAGGGCUGCGACCCAGAUGUUUCAUUCAAAGGGAACUUCUUCCACAAGGUCUACUUUGAAGUCUGACUCCGAGAGACCCAGUUAAAAUGAUUCAUGCUGCUCUGAUAUCUCCUCCUUUCCUUGAACCUCCGUGGCAGUAACGGUUUGACCAGCAGCUGUACAUCAUUUGUAUUGCACUACUGCCCCUCACAUGAUCUGUUUGCUAAUUUGGUAAACACGUCCAAUAGGACUUGGCUAUCGAGAGGGGAAAGUCUCGAGAGAGUUAAGUUCGUCACCAACGGCUCGUAGCCUCGGAUGUAAAGUCAUCAACAGUUUCCUCCCAGGAGUCUCUCUGCUAACGAGCUGCCGGUUCGUCUCUGCGCUGAAAAGAAACGGUCGAGUCUUCAAAUCCACGCAAUCAGUCGCAGAAGUUGGUCGAUGCCGGAGCUUCUCGUGCCCUCUGCUCCCGCCGCUGCUGCUGCUGCUGUUGAGGGGGGGGGGGAGGAGGAGGAGGAGGAGGAACUCCACAGAUCGCCAACAACUUUGACUGCAGCUCCUGCUGCUGCAAAAAAACAAAAAAACAAACUUUGAUUGAAUCCAUGUGCAGAAGUUUGUGGAGGUCAGACCUGGAGUGAGCUGUGAACACACACACACACACUGACCGUUGGACUGUGUCAAGGCCCGGUGGUGAGCCAACAGUUGGGUAACAUUUAUUCACCAGCCCGUGGGUUGACCAUGUGAGCUGAAGCGUCGAGUGCAGCGUCCUCGUCUUAUCUGUCCCAGUCCCCGUAGAUCAUGACAGCGACGUUGUCCUCUGGCCACAGUUGGCGCUGAUGAUGUAGGAGCUGCGUCGACACCCAGGCUGCCUGUUGUAACGAUGACCACCGCCCCUCUGGAGAAGGAGCAGCCCCUCCUUCAGCUGCAGGAGGUGGGCUCCAGCCGCGUUAGAGGAUGCAUGCUCUCCCCCAUCCUCAGUUCCUGCUCCUCCUCCUCCUCUCCGGGGAUGACCUUGGACCCCAGCCAUCCCAUCUGCAUCCCCUCCCCUUACACAGAUCUGGGCCACGACUUCACCGCCAGCCUUCCCUUCUACAGCCCCACCAUCUUCACCUACCCCAGUCCCAGCGUCGCCGACGGCUCCUCUGGGCGUCAGUCCCUCAGCCCGUCCGUGUUCUGGGCCGGACAUGGACGCGUGGGCUCAACCGUUCCGCUGCAUCACCCACAGGGUCGACCCCAGCAUGCUCCGACCCUGCAGAGGACGUGGGUGGAGUUAACGCCACGGGAGAGUGUGUUAAGCAGAGACAAAAGCACGAGGAGACGCUCCCAGGAGAAGGAGGAGGGCGUGGUGUCAUGUGACCGGAAGACGGAUCAUCACUUCUGCGCCGUGUGUCACGACUUCGCCUCGGGUUAUCACUACGGCGUGUGGUCCUGCGAAGGAUGUAAGGCCUUCUUCAAGAGGAGCAUCCAGGGACACAACGACUACAUCUGUCCGGCCACCAAUCAGUGCACUAUCGACAAAAAUCGCCGUAAGAGCUGCCAGGCGUGUCGCCUUCGAAAGUGCUGCGAGGUUGGAAUGACCAAGUGUGGUAUGAGGAAGGAACACGGAAGCUACCGGACCCCUAAGUCGAGGCGACUGACCCGUCUGUCCACGCAGAGCAAACUCAACGGACCAAAGGCGUCAGCUGCACCAGCGGAGAGUUUGCUCAAGGAGCCGCAGCUCCCGGUGCUGACACCGGAGGCGCUGAUCGCGAGGAUCAUGGAGGCGGAGCCGCCCGACAUCUACCUCAUGAGGGACAUGAGCGGGCCCAUGACGGAGGCCACCGUCAUGAUGUCACUCACCAACCUGGCCGACAAGGAGCUGGUCCACAUGAUCACCUGGGCCAAGAAGAUCCCAGGGUUUGUGGAUCUGAACCUCCUGGACCAGGUGCACCUGCUGGAGUGCUGCUGGCUGGAGGUGCUGAUGAUGGGGCUGAUGUGGAGGUCAGUGGACCAUCCUGGGAAACUCAUCUUCUCCCCUGACCUCAGCCUCAGCAGAGAAGAGGGGAGCUGCGUCCAGGGCUUCGUGGAGAUCUAUGACAUGCUGAUAGCUGCCACGUCCAGGGUGAGGGAGCUGAAGCUGCAGAGAGAGGAGUACGUGUGUCUGAAGGCCAUGAUCCUGCUCAACUCCAACAUGUGCCUGAGCUCCUCAGACGGAGGGGAGGAGCUACAGAGUCGUUCCAGGCUGCUGCGUCUCCUGGAUGCCAUGACCGACGCUCUGGUGUGGGCCAUCGCCAAGAGCGGCCUGUCGUUCCGUCAGCAGUACACCCGCCUCGCUCACCUGCUCAUGCUGCUGUCGCACAUCCGACAUGUCAGCAACAAAGGCAUGGACCACCUUCACUGCAUGAAGAUGAAGAACAUGGUGCCUCUGUACGACCUGCUGCUGGAGAUGCUGGACGCUCACAUCAUGCACAGCUCCCGUCUGGGCCGCCGUGCUGCUCCCUCUCCUCACCCUCCUUCCCGUGCAUGUGAUGGGCAGGGUGUCACGGACCAGAAGGAGACGUACUCGCAGUCUGCAGACUCUGGGAAGAGCUCCUCACACACAUGGACUCCUGGCAGCCCCAGAGUGGAUGGACAUUAAAAAAAAAAGACAAAAAGAAAACAUUGACACACUGCUAAGGUUUCACCUGCUUUGCACAUGUUAACUCACCAACGCUGUUUUAGUUUGUGACAAGGUAAAAGCUGGAGCCCAGGAUGGAUGGAAGUUGUAGAGAGGUCAGAACUGUAGCUUCACUGUCGGGCAGUGCCACGCCUCCACCUGGUGGAAAAGGUGAACAGUAUCCUUUGCACAAAACUUAUGUCAUUAAGAAGUGAUAGCUGGUGUAAAAAGUAGGACAGAGAUUAGAUGGAGAGAUUAGAGCUGGAGAUUUGUGAUGGUUCAACAACCAAUCAGGGUGAAGCAGUGAAAAACUGUGAGGCAGGGGUGUACAGUAAUGGUAUGAAUGUAAAUCCAAGUCAAAGUGGAACAACAAGUCAGUUUGUGGCCUGGAAAAAAAAUAACAGUUGAAGUGAGGUCAUGUCAACUGUCAGUGAGGUGUUAGUUGCUGGUUGUAGGUGGGUUCACAGAUGGUGUAGGACCUGUGGUGCCACGCACUGAGUGUCAGACAGGCAGAUAUCAGUUUAACCUACAUGCGGACUGGUAACUAAGACGGAUGAGGUAGGACAGGAAGUGACUGGAAAUGGAGGUGGUGAGAUGAAGUGAGCUGCAGAGGGAAAGGUGUGGGUGGAGGAGACACUGCUGUGGGUUUGGUGUGUCUUCCUGGAGCGGCAGUGUAGAGGUGAUGGAAGUUGGGUUAGAAAUUACAAACGAAUGUGUAGGCUAAUUGGAUUGAUGUUAUUGUGACUAAUGUCAAAUGUCAGGCAGAGAGAAGGUUUGAGAAGUUAGCGUAAAAAGUGUUUUAUCAAGGUGAAGAAUCCUGAACUGUUCAAAUGGGUAGCUAUGCAACGUGAGGUUCAUUUGCAGAUGUUUUUUUUAGAAAUGUGUGGGUUAUUUGUUGUUACUGGGAAGGUGGUUUGAAGUCCUGUUUUGGGCAGUGUAGUUACGAUGGUAAAAGUAGCAUUUUGUCAUGAAGCAGUAUUUGUCAUCAGUGGCAGCAGUUUGGAGUGUCCAGGAUCAGUUGGUGUGAAGAGGAAACUCCCCAAACAGUGUUUAUACUGUGAAGGAGUUUGGGUUUACAAAGGAGUUCUGAGUGAGGAGAGCAAAGUAAAAGGCAAGAAGCUAACUGAGAUGUUAGGGUAACAACAGUGAAGUUGUGGCUGAUGUUAGUGUUGGGAGAGGCCUGAAGAUUAGUGUAUUUGCAAGGUAAUUGUUUGUGUGAAAUCUGUCUAUAAAUGGAGAAAGUUAAUGUGUGCUGUCACGGAGCUACAGUUAGGAGUGUUGUCAGUGAAGAAUCCAAACCAGCAGUUGUUUGAAGGCAUCGUGAGGCUCCAGUUGAGGUGUGGGUGAGAUGGUGGAGGACUAAUGUGAUGUGUUGCUUCAGUAGCAUCUGUGUGAAUCACGUACACGUUGCUUGGACAAUCAGAAACACUGUGAAGGCAAAUGUUGUUGUCAGAGAUCUGACUGUUGUGUUUCCUUCUGGACUGUCAGUCAGAGCUAUGUAGUAGCAGCGGUUCUAGUGUUGUGUUCUCUGAAGGAUGUCAUGCACGCUUUGCUUUUAUUUCAAUCGUUCUGUAAUGACAUGUGAAUAAGCAGAGGAGGUGGAAUCCUCUGUUGUUGUCAGAUUUUGUGUUUGUUUCACUAUGUAAAGUUACAAGUUACCAAUCAGUUCAGAGUGAUGGUAUUGGUGUUUCCUGUGAAAGGAGGAUGAAGUUGUAUUGGCACAUGUUAAAAGCAAACUGUCUUUUCAUGUUGUGAUUUGUUGCUGAACAUGUUGUGUUUGAAACCAUUAAAUGCAGCCAACAUAUUGUACAAA
Messenger RNA from Cynoglossus semilaevis (tongue sole), 4601 nucleotides. It is a transcript of the gene esr2a, whose product is annotated as estrogen receptor 2a. Gene Ontology annotation, biological process: regulation of DNA-templated transcription; cellular response to estradiol stimulus; estrogen receptor signaling pathway. Gene Ontology annotation, molecular function: nuclear estrogen receptor activity; sequence-specific DNA binding; steroid binding. The record is from RefSeq and is a predicted model, not a curated record. Lineage: Eukaryota; Metazoa; Chordata; Actinopteri; Pleuronectiformes; Cynoglossidae. Bases 1034 to 2770 code for a protein of 578 amino acids. Gene Ontology annotation, cellular component: nucleus. The transcript has 14 exons.